Messenger RNA from Penicillium taxi, 303 nucleotides. RefSeq lists its product as uncharacterized. Bases 1 to 303 code for a protein of 100 amino acids. The record is from RefSeq and is a predicted model, not a curated record. The transcript has a single exon. Lineage: Eukaryota; Fungi; Ascomycota; Eurotiomycetes; Eurotiales; Aspergillaceae.
AUGGAUUCAAGAAUCCAACAAGUCAACCAACUCCUUCAAGACCUGAAGGACCUAAUCGAAGUCCUUCAAGAAAUGGACCCAAGCACAAAAAAAAUCACAGACGAACGUCUAGAAACGAUUAAGGAGCAGCUGCUAAGUAUUCCCACCUGUGCAAUCCCACUAAUCGCAACAACCCCAACAACGCCUCCAAUUGCAUUGCCUUCAAUUCUAGCAGAUAGUCCAGGGGCUGAUCAAAUCUACCUUUAUGAUGAACGGCUAGUUAUCAUGGCCCGGGCCCUUGUCCACCCAUUAACCUUUUUGUAA